Molecule: messenger RNA, 1899 nt
Organism: Polychytrium aggregatum
Lineage: Eukaryota; Fungi; Chytridiomycota; Chytridiomycetes; Polychytriales
Product: putative eukaryotic translation initiation factor 3 subunit 7
Exons: 4
Coding region: 57-1799 (580 amino acids)
Biological process (GO): translational initiation
Cellular component (GO): eukaryotic translation initiation factor 3 complex; cytoplasm
Molecular function (GO): translation initiation factor activity
Source: RefSeq, a predicted model, not a curated record
GUCUUCUCCCUGUCGCCCACACUCAAGGCCAAGCACAACCCUCCCAAGCCGUCGCCAUGGUUGAGUCGUCAUCAAAGCCCCGCUUCGUGCUGCCCAAGGUCACCGACAACUCGGCCGGAUGGGGCCCUUCUGCCGAGUCGCAGUCUGAGCUGGCCGAUCUGCCCUAUGCGCCCUUCUCCAAGUCGGAUCGCCUCGGCAAGAUCGCCGACUGGGGAGCCCCGGCCCAAGACGGUGUUCUGCUGGAUCGCCGUGGAAACCCCGUCACAGAGGAGCGCUCCAACCGUCGCACUGGCCGCGGCCAGGAGGUCUUUGGUGCCGGACACGCUCCUCUCUUUGCCUAUGCCCACUCGGCCGAGGACGAUGCGGCCUUUGCUGUCGUCGAUCGCUCCACAGGUCUCCGCAAGUCCACUGGCCUGCGAUCAAACCGCGGUGGCCGCGGUGGUGCCGGUCGCGGAUCGAGCUUUGCUUCCAACCGCAACGCCGGCCCGGGCGGCAAGUUCUCACGUGGCCAAGGCCAAACCGGCGGUUUCCAGCGAAAGCGCUAUGGGUUCAACGAUAAGCCUCAGCGUGUCCGCGAGUCAUCCGUCAAGAUCGGCACCGAAUGGACGGUCGUUGAGGAGGUGGAUCUGGCUCGCCUGAGCAAGCUCUCCUACGAGGUGGAUGAAGCCGAGGACAUCUGCUGCUACGGCGCGCUUCACUACUACGACAAGAGCUACGAUCGUGUCACCGUCAAGGCAGACCGAAAGCUUCAUUCGAUCGAUCGCAUCUACCACAAUGUCACCACCAGCGACGACCCCGUCCUGCAAAAGAUCGCCCAAGAAACCGAAGGCUCUGCUGUGUUCGCCACGGACAACAUUCUCUCGGUCCUGAUGUGUGGUCCGCGAUCUGUCUACUCCUGGGACAUGAUCAUUGUCAAGGAGGGUGGCAAGAUCUUCAUGGACAAGCGUGAUGGCGGAUGCUAUGAUAACUUCAGUGUCAACGAAAACGCUGCCGAGCCUCCUCUUGAGAAUGCUGAGAAAGAUAGCCCCAACACUCCCCAGGCCCUCUCCGAAGAGGCCACCCAGAUCUACCACAACUUUGCUCACCAGUGUGUCAAGUCCUCGGAGGCGUUUACUUUCGAGAACGAGAACCCAUUCGCCGAGGCUGGUGACUCGGAUUCGCUGGCUUCCGCCGGCUAUCGCUACCGCAAAUGGGAUCUUGGCGACGACUUUUCUCUGAUUGCACGUACCCAGAUCGAUGCCGUCAUGCACCAGGCUGGCGCCAGCAACUCCAACGCCUCCCAGGUCGAGAUCGGGUCGUCGAGCUAUCCCCAGAACGAGACCAUCUUCGUCAGCCUAAAGUCCCUGAAUGAAUUUGACUCGAAGGCCCCUGGUGCUGGUGGCGCUCCCGACUGGCGACAGAAGCUGGAUUCACAACGCGGUGCCGUCAUUGCAACCGAAAUGAAGAACAACUCGAACAAGCUUGCCAGAUGGGCGGUAGAGAGCGUGCUCUCGGGCGUCGAUCAGGUCCGUGUGGGCUUUGUCUCGCGUGUGAACACCAAGGACAGACGAAGGCACACUAUUCUGGGCACCUCGUUCUUCAAACCGCGUGAGUUUGCUGCCCAGAUGAACUUCUCCAUGUCGAACGCAUGGGGUAUUCUCAAAACGAUUGUCAACCUCAUCGCCAACCUGGAUGAUGGCAAGUACGUGAUUGUCAAGGACGCCAACAAGCCCGUCAUUCGACUGUACUCUGUUCCUCUGGAGACUUUUGAGGAGGUGCCCGAGGAUGCUGAUGCUGAAGCAGAGGCCGAGGAUUUGUAACUUUGUACGUACAUAAAGAUAUUUGUUUCCACUGUUUCUUGUUCUCGUCCCGAAUUUCCACCCCCCGUGUCAUCCAUGCGACGUCCCUGUCGAUGACUGC